AUGUUGACUUUGGAAUGGGAAUCGGAGGGUCUGCAAACAGUGGGCAUUGUUGUGAUAAUCUUUGCAUCCCUGAAGCUGCUGCACUUGCUUGGACUGAUAGACUUCUCCGAAGACAGCGUCGAAGAUGAAAUCGAAAUGGCCACUGUGCGACAUCGGCCAGAAGCCUUGGAACUGCUGGAAGCCCAGAGCAGAUUCACAAAGAAGGAACUUCAGAUUCUGUAUCGGGGGUUCAAAAAUGAGUGCCCCAGUGGGAUUGUUAAUGAAGAGACCUUCAAAGAGAUUUACUCUCAGUUCUUCCCACAGGGAGAUUCUACAACGUAUGCACAUUUUCUGUUCAAUGCAUUUGACACAGAUCACAAUGGAUGUGUGAGUUUUGAGGAUUUCGUGAUGGGCCUUUCCAUUUUGCUCCGUGGGACAGUGCAGGAAAAGCUCAACUGGGCUUUCAAUUUGUAUGAUAUAAACAAAGACGGCUGUAUAACGAAAGAGGAAAUGCUUGAUAUAAUGAAGGCCAUCUAUGAUAUGAUGGGGAAAUGCACAUACCCUGUUCUUCGGGAGGAUGCUCCAAAACAACAUGUGGAAUCGUUUUUCCAGAAAAUGGACAAGAACAAAGACGGUGUAGUUACCAUCGAUGAAUUCAUUGAAAGCUGCCAAAAAGAUGAAAACAUUAUGCGUUCCAUGCAACUCUUUGAAAAUAUAAUUUAACCUCAAGCAGCUCUCCCUUCAAUCAGUGGGCAACGUGAGCAAUUCUGCAGCAACCCGUCUCCCAAGGUUGCCGCGUAGGAAUCAAGAAUUGUCAGCUUUGCACUGAGAUGCCUAUAAUGCAAAUAAGCUUUUGUUUAAUUAAAAGCCUACCUUUGGAGACUGUGUUUUUCCACUCACUGAGGUGAAGCGAAGAAGUCAUUCAGCAAAUACUCUGGU
Molecule: messenger RNA, 918 nt
Organism: Pseudonaja textilis
Lineage: Eukaryota; Metazoa; Chordata; Lepidosauria; Squamata; Elapidae
Gene: KCNIP4
Product: potassium voltage-gated channel interacting protein 4
Biological process (GO): regulation of potassium ion transmembrane transport
Cellular component (GO): voltage-gated potassium channel complex
Molecular function (GO): calcium ion binding; potassium channel regulator activity
Source: RefSeq, a predicted model, not a curated record